GCCAGGAGUUCUCGGCAGGCGGCGGCUGACGUUGGACAACAAAGAUGGCGGCGGGGAGCAGCAACUACUGGGAAGAUCUCAGGAAGCAGGCGAGGCAGCUGGAGAACGAGCUGGACCUGAAGCUGGUCUCCUUCAGCAAGCUGUGCACCAGCAGCCGGGACGGGCGGCGCGACAGGUAUAGCUCUGACACCACUCCUCUCUUAAAUGGGUCGAGCCAGGACAGAAUGUUUGAGACCAUGGCUGUGGAGAUUGAACAGCUUCUGGGAAAGCUUACUGGAAUAAAUGACAAAAUGGCAGAAUAUACAAACAGUGCAGGAGUCCCAUCCCUGAAUGCUGCACUGAUGCACACAUUGCAGCGUCAUAGAGACAUCCUGCAGGAUUACACUCACGAAUUCCACAAAACCAAAGCGAAUUUCCUGGCAAUAAGAGAAAGGGAGAAUCUGCUGGGAUCAGUACGAAAAGAUAUUGAAUCCUAUAAAAGUGGGUCUGGCGUGAAUAACAGAAGAACAGAGCUGUUCCUGAAGGAACAUGAGCACCUUCGGAACUCAGAUCGGCUGAUAGAAGAAACAAUAAGCAUUGCCAUGGCAACGAAAGAAAAUAUGACUUCGCAGAGAGGGAUGUUGAAGUCAAUACAGAGCAAGAUGAAUACCUUGGCUAACCGGUUCCCAGCAGUGAACAGCCUGAUCCAGAGGAUCAACCUUCGGAAACGACGGGAUUCGUUCAUCUUGGGCAGCAUCAUUGGCAUCUGCACCAUCCUACUGCUGCUCUUUGCCUUCCAUUGAUGGAUGUUCCCCCGUGGACUCUGCUAAACUCAUCACCACCAUCCCUCCCCCAGCCAAGGAAAAGCGAGCGGGGGAAGAGAUGGACUUCCAUCAGCCUGCUCCCCCUGCCUGGGACCGUCAGCAUGAUGUCUAGAGUUGAUGAUGAUAGACUGCAACACUGGUUUGGGGUUGAAGCUGCAGUGUUUCUCCUUCCCUGCCAUACAUCUUCCUUUGGUUAAAUUUGUUGGGGGCGUUUUGUUUUGUUUUUAAGUUUUUCCUCCUUUAGCCCCUUUCUCAUUGCAAGGUAAGUAAAUACAGCCACUUAACAACAGCAGUAGAGCAGCUCCUGUGCCCAGUGGUGCUGGGAGGUGCAUUGCUGGCCAGCAGGUGGGAACUGCAGGAACCCUGCUUUGCCUGCAGGCACUUCUGGGCACCGUUGUCCUACCAGAAGAAUAUUGCAGCUUUAAGCCAUCAGGUUGCUUCACUACUAGAUACACGUUCUGUAAUUCUUUUUAACUCAUGGUUGAGGUAAUAGUUAUUUCUACAUCGUUUGUGCUGUGAAAACUGUGCUUCACACAAACUCCUCAAAGAAGACAAGGAUUGCUCCAUUCGCUUUUUUGCACAGAAAAUGAAUAAACUGCCCUCUGAGGAACAGUGAUAAGGUUUCUUGUGGCUUUAAAGGGACGGACAGGUCCUCUUCUGUAAAAAGGGAGCACAGUGCCCUCGCAGCUCCUUACCGUAGUGUUCAGUCAUCUGAAAAGUGACCAAACGUGAGUUCACCUAAGAGCAGCCUUUGGGUGUCAGUACUUGGAUUUUGGCUGACAUCAUGGAGGUCUUUAUAAAGACAACGACUGAGAAGUGUAUAUUGUAAUUUACAUAAAGUUAUUCUAAUAGCAUUAAUAUUUUUACACUGUAAGUAAGAUAUAAUCUACACUGUCAAUUGGAAGUGAAAAUGAUGAUGGUUCUACCUGAGGCAAAUGCAUCUGAGUGCAGAAGUUUUGGACACACCUCCUCCUGGUGAAGAGUUGAAUGUAAAAUAGCAAACCAAGUUUUAUUUACUGUUACCUGGGGAAGUUCUCCUCAUCCAGGCACACAAACCCUGGUGUUUUGCAUUGAUGACUGAUGGCAGGAAGGGCUUUGAUGUUGCAGAACCACAAACGAUGGUUUUUUUCUUUCUGCUCUUUCAACUGCUUUUUCUCCAUCCGUUGUGUGAUAACCCAGCGAAUCCCAGCUGAAGCACUGGAAUGCCUUAGGAGCUCCAUCAGCUCUCUGACAGCAUUCCUGAGAGAUUCCACGUGUGCCACGGAUGUCAGGUAGCCUCCAGGUUGUCCUCUAUGGAGCAAAGCCUCGUGGGGUAGUCGCAGUGCUGUAGUGCUUCUCUUGUGUCUGGCUGGGGUUGGGGUUUGUGCCUGCUGCCCCUGAAACGUUUAUAUGGGUUGGAAGGCUUGUUUGCAGGGUAAUGACUUUGUGCUAAAAGGUCUGCAAGGGCUUCUGAUCGGCCUUAGAAAGCAUUUGGAAUUAAUACAUGUAAAUAAAUUUGGUUGAUCUGGGAAUGUUCCUGGUUUGAUAUGAAGCGUUUAUUAAAGGGGUUUAUGAAAAA
This is a messenger RNA of Lagopus leucura (white-tailed ptarmigan), 2361 nucleotides long. RefSeq names its product golgi SNAP receptor complex member 1 (gene GOSR1). Bases 45 to 782 code for a protein of 245 amino acids. NCBI's taxonomy places the organism in Eukaryota, Metazoa, Chordata, Aves, Galliformes, Phasianidae. Gene Ontology annotation, molecular function: SNAP receptor activity. Gene Ontology annotation, biological process: endoplasmic reticulum to Golgi vesicle-mediated transport; vesicle fusion. The record is from RefSeq and is a predicted model, not a curated record. The transcript is spliced from 9 exons. Gene Ontology annotation, cellular component: cis-Golgi network; SNARE complex; Golgi membrane.